Messenger RNA from Uranotaenia lowii, 1717 nucleotides. RefSeq names its product probable cytochrome P450 28a5. The transcript has 4 exons. Bases 136 to 1635 code for a protein of 499 amino acids. NCBI's taxonomy places the organism in Eukaryota, Metazoa, Arthropoda, Insecta, Diptera, Culicidae. The record is from RefSeq and is a predicted model, not a curated record. Gene Ontology annotation, molecular function: monooxygenase activity; heme binding; oxidoreductase activity, acting on paired donors, with incorporation or reduction of molecular oxygen.
AUGUUUUGCGACCGAACCGGACAGUAUUCGGCGAGAGUUCAUUCGAAUUGGAUCGUUAUCUUUUCGGUUGUACGUUGAAUAAACUUUGAAGUUUUAUAGAUAGAGUGAAAAAUAGCUCGAGGCAACUGAAUAAGGAUGUUGUGCACCUUAACGGGAAUCCUGGUGGGCACAGCUCUAGUGAUUUACUGGUUCCUAACAUGGAAUUUCAAUCACUGGAAGAAAGCUGGAAUAAAUGGUCCUAAACCGAAGCUACUUUUCGGCAAUCUUCCGAACGUGUUAGCCCAAAAGCGCCAUGUGUUUUACGACUAUCAGAAAUUGUACAAUGAUUUUAAAGACGAGCCAGUGAUUGGCUAUUACAACGUGCGCAGUCCCCAGCUGAUGGUGCGGGAUCCAACCCUGAUCAAGGAGGUGCUGGUGAAAAGCUUCCGGCAGUUUUCGGCCAACGAUUUCUCCGAUUUGGUUGAUGAAAAAUCCGAUCCCCUCUUUGCACGCAAUCCGUUUUCUCUGUCCGGUGAAAAAUGGAAAACUCGCCGAGCCGAAAUUACCCCGGCAUUUACCAACAACAGGAUCAAGGCCCUAUCUUUUCUGAUGGAUGAAGUGUGCGUUCGCAUGAGCGAAUACAUCAGAAAAACGAUAAAGAACGAGGGAUCCACUUUCGAUGUAAAAGAGCUGAUGUCAAAAUACACUACGGAUGUGGUAUCCAACUGCGUGUUCGCCAUUGAUGCCCAGUCGUUCAGCAAGGACAAACCGGAAAUUCGUGAAAUGGGACGUCGUAUUAUGGAUUUCAACUUCACGGCCACUGUUAUUAUGGCAUUGACAACUUUCUUCCCUUCGAUCAGAAACUUCCACAAGUUCACUUUCAUCCCACGAGAUGUGGAAGAUUUCUUCAUCAGAAUCAUGAAAGACGCUAUUCGCCACCGCAAGACAAACAACAUCGUUCGAAAUGAUUAUCUGGAUCAUUUGCUGACGCUAGAACAGAAAAAGGAGAUUUCGGAAAUUGAUAUUGCUGGACACGGAGUUUCGUUUUUCGCCGAUGGAUUCGAGACAUCUAGUUCGGUGAUCACAUACUGUCUGUUCGAUUUGGCAGCCCAUCCUGCAGCUCAGAAGAAACUGCGAGAGGAAAUUCGUAGCUACCAAGCUAAUAAAGGAGGUCUAACGUACGAAAAUAUAAACGAAAUGCCUUACCUGGAGCAGGUGUUCAGUGAAUCCCUUCGUUUGCACGUGGUAAUCCCAGUUCUAUCGAAGCGUUGUACCGAAGACGUGGAACUCGUAGGGCCAAAGGACAAACGAAUCCGGGUUAAGGCUGGAACAUGUGUUGUUGUACCAUACUUUGUUCAUUUCGAUCCGCAGUAUUACGACGAACCGGAAAAGUUCAAGCCGGAACGCUUUGCGCCGGAAAAUGGUGGAACCAAACCGUACAGGGAACGCGGAGUCUAUCUGCCUUUCGGUGAUGGUCCUCGGAUGUGCGUCGGAAUGAGAUUCGCCCUGGCUCAGGCCAAGCGAGGUAUUGCCGAAAUUAUUGACAAGUUCGAGCUUUCGGUCAAUCCAAAAAUGAAGCUGCCCAUCGAGUAUGAGCCGAAGGCUUUCAUGUUGUAUCCUAUUGGAGGAACGCUGUUGGAUUUUAAAGCCCUAUAAAAUAUUUCUGUAGGUGAGUUUUUGUAACGAUUAUGUUUCAACAGUUUCAAUAAAUAUCAUGCAUUGGACUUGAAAAAUCAAA